AUGGAUUCGAAGGUGUUUCUUGCGGAGAAUGUUCUCAAUGAGCGCCGGCCUGUUACCUAUCGGUCAUUGAGUCGCGCGCUCAAAGUCCACGCCAACCGGGCCAAACAAAUCCUUUUCGAAUUUCAUCGCAAUGAGAAUGCGAAAAAGCCAGCGACUGUUCACGCGACCUACGUCAUCUCCGGCAUCCAAAAAAUACCAGAACCAGCACCUACGAAUGGCGAUGCAAUUGAUGAGGACGAGGUCAUGGGAAGUAGCCCAUACCUUCCCAGCUCGAUGCCAAACCAGGGAGACACGUCCGACUCGGUCACCACUGCUUCGAUUGUCUUAGUGCGCGAAGAAGAUUUAGAAGAUGCCAAAGCAACAUUCCAGUCGAUAUCUAUGAUCCAUGUCUACAGUCUUGAGCCCGCAGCCUUACCGGACUUGAAUGUGCUAGUUGACGCCAGCCGGGAGAGCGCCAUUACACACGCGCAAGACGACCCAUUGGAGUGUGGAAAGCAAUGGGGCAUGAUUCAGAAUCGUAAUGUCAAGCGGAGAACCGGCGCACGCCCACCACCAGCCCCGGCUGCGAAAGCCCCGGCUGUUAAAUCUAAACCCUCCACAGAGCCAACCGUGCUUGCGAAACGACCAUCUCAAAAGGAGGCUCCCCCUGCAAAGGCGGAAGCUGUCAAGCCCGAGGAGACAAAGUCUCAAUCAUCCUCUGCGGCCGACUCUAAGACCUCUCAGGCCUCCUCGAAGGCCUCUGCUAAACCAGCUCCGAAGAAAGGCAGCCUUUUCAGCUCAUUUGCCAAGGCCAAACCAAAAUCUAAGGCCGCCGCUCCUGAGCCGGCUGCGCAAGAUGUGGUGCUUGACGAUGCUUCCGAGGAAGAAGCCGAGGAGCUCUUCCCUAACAGCACUGACAGCACUGACAAAGCUGCCGAGGCAAACCGAGCCAGCAGAAAAGAGCGCGAGGAAAGACUUAAGAAGAUGAUGGACGAUGACGAAGCAGACGAUGAAGAAAUGCCUGACGCCGACGAAGAGCCUGAGCGGGAAAUCACCCCCGUUGAAGCACCGCCACCAAUCAAGCCAGCAGAACUCAAAGAAGAAGUGACAGUCAACGGCGGCAGGCGACGAGGCAAGCGACAGGUCAUGAAGAAAACCACAGUUAAGGACGAAGAAGGGUUCUUAGUAACUCGGGAAGAGCCGACGUGGGAGUCUUUCUCCGAAGAUGAACCGGCGCCCAAAAAACCAGCGGUCAAUGUCCCCAAGGGCAAGGCAAGCAAGCCCCAGGCACAAGGCCAGGGUAACAUCAUGUCGUUCUUUGGAAAGAAGUGA
Molecule: messenger RNA, 1311 nt
Organism: Penicillium brevicompactum
Lineage: Eukaryota; Fungi; Ascomycota; Eurotiomycetes; Eurotiales; Aspergillaceae
Exons: 7
Coding region: 1-1311 (436 amino acids)
Biological process (GO): DNA strand elongation involved in DNA replication; DNA replication; nucleotide-excision repair, DNA gap filling
Cellular component (GO): delta DNA polymerase complex; nucleus
Molecular function (GO): DNA-directed DNA polymerase activity
Source: RefSeq, a predicted model, not a curated record